Molecule: messenger RNA, 1050 nt
Organism: Oncorhynchus keta (chum salmon)
Lineage: Eukaryota; Metazoa; Chordata; Actinopteri; Salmoniformes; Salmonidae
Gene: tmed1b
Product: transmembrane p24 trafficking protein 1b
Exons: 5
Coding region: 195-914 (239 amino acids)
Biological process (GO): intracellular protein transport; Golgi organization; endoplasmic reticulum to Golgi vesicle-mediated transport
Cellular component (GO): COPII-coated ER to Golgi transport vesicle; endoplasmic reticulum-Golgi intermediate compartment; endoplasmic reticulum
Source: RefSeq, a predicted model, not a curated record
GGAUUCCACCCUCGGCGAUUGGUCCCGCAGUGAAUCGGUCAUACGGAUAUUCUAGCCAAUCGUCUGAUCGGAAAAGUUCAACAGACGUUGCGGAACAUAGAAACAUCCUAUUGGAAGUUAGCUUGCUAGCCAGGAUGAUAACGUAGCUAGCCAUCACAUUUCAGCACAUCGAGGAAGCUAAUUCAUUUAUCGCCAUGGACACACGUCGGACAGCAGGACGAGGCAGCACAACAUGUGUUUUCGUGGCGUUAGUUGUAGCGACGUGUCUUGAAACCAUUCGUGCUUUCGGCCACAGUCAAGACAGCGAAUUCACCUUUAUCUUAGCAGCCGGAAGAACCGAGUGCUUUUUCCAAACGGCUGCGAAGAACGUUACCAUGGAAGUGGAGUAUCAGGUGAUAGCCGGUGCAGGUAUGGAUGUAGAUUUCACCGUUCUCUCUCCUCACGGAUUCCAGCUCAUCUCUGAGUUCCGCCGCUCAGACGGAGUCCACAUGGUGGAACCCACGGAGGAAGGAGACUACCAGAUCUGUUUUGACAACAGCUUCAGCCGCUUCUCUGAGAAGAUGGUCUUCUUUGAGGUCAUCAUCGAGGGACAGCCGGGCGACGUGGGCGGGGAUGACGAGUGGGCGGGGCUUGGAGAGCCUGAGAGCCUAUUGGAGUACAAGCUGGAGGACAUUAGGGAGUCAAUAGACUCAGUACACCGUCGGUUAGAGAGAAGUGGUCAGAUGCAGACUGUACUGAGAGCGUUUGAGGCCAGGGACCGUAACCUGCUAGAAGACAACCUGUGGAGGGUCUCCUUCUGGUCCUGUACCAGUCUCAUUGUAAUGCUGGGGGUCGCACUAACUCAGGUAACACACCCCCACACUAGGACAACCUGUAGAGGGUCUCCUUCUGGUCCUGUACCAGCCUCAUUGUAAUGCUGGGGGUCGCACUAACUCAGGUAACACACCCCCACACUAGGACAACCUGUAGAGGUUCUCCUUCUGGUCCUGUACCAGUCUCAUUGUAAUGCUGGGGGUCGCACUAACUCAGGUAACACACCCCCACACUAGG